Adineta ricciae is the source of this 816-nucleotide messenger RNA. The record is from the annotation of a GenBank genome assembly. Lineage: Eukaryota; Metazoa; Rotifera; Eurotatoria; Adinetida; Adinetidae.
AUGUAUGUCGUUCGAACAAUAUCGAAAUAUUAUUCAUCUCGUUUGUCUUAUCUUCUUGAAACUUGGAUUAAAUCAGUUGCAACUGAUGUUUAUUUCAUAACUGAUAAUCAUCUUCCUCAUAUUGAUCCUAAUCAUUUCAUAACAACUCAAAACACAUGUGGAAAUACUUCACAUUCAGUUCGAUCUCUUUGUUGUCAAACAAGUCAUGAUUUUCUUCUCUAUCGUAAACAUCUCGAUAAAUAUCAAUGGUUUUGUCAUUUUGAUGAUGAUCAAUAUGUUCAUACUGAGAAUCUUUAUCGAUAUUUAUCAACAUUAGAUCAUCAAAAAGCGUAUUACAUUGGAAGAAAUUCUUGGAAUAAGACAUUUAAACGGAAAAAAUCGCCUCAUCCACGUCAUUUUUGGUUCGCUACACUUGGUGCUGGUGUUUGUUUCUCUCGUCGAACAAUUGAUUUACUUGAAUCUUAUACAAAAACGGUUUCCCAAUUUGUUAAUGGAUGUUUAAAAGAAUUUUAUCCUGAUGAUAUUUAUCUUGGAUUUGUUUUGAAUAAUCAUUUGAAUAUUUCAUUGACAAAAAAUACGGAAUUUCAUUCGCAUUUAGAACGUUCGUUAUUCAAUGACAAACGAGAUUUAAUUGAUAAUUUUCAUCGACAAAUUACUUUCGGUUUUCCUCUUUCACGAACAUUUUUUCGAUUUCUUCCAAAUUUAUUUCCAAACGAACAAGAUCCAAUGAAAAUUCGAACAAUUCAUUGUCUUUUCUAUAACCACUUUCAAGAUUGUUCAACUCGAUUACAAAAAUUCAUUUUUAACACGAAAUAA